AUGCUCAAGAGCUACAAAGCCCCAAAUUCAAUUCCAUUUGGCUCAUCCGUGGCACUUGUAUUCCAUCGUGGAGACUCUAGGGAAUGCCUAACAACACGUUUUUCACGGUCAUCUCCAGCCCUACACUCUGCAACCAAGAGCAAAAGCAAGGCUGGGUCUAAGACCAAAUUCGUUGUUAAAGUCACGCCCACCAAGUCCAAUGGGAUCAGGGCCACUUCUAAAGCUAAAGAAAAGUCCGCGUCCAAGUCCAAGUCGGCCAAAGGCGAGGUGAACGCACCGAAGACCAGAGCUACUACCAAGGGAGGAUCACCUGUGACGAAGCCCAAGACAUCUACUUCCAGACCUGCGAACCGUGGAGGCGCGAAGAAGGCCAAUGUAUCGAAAGCUCGACCUGCGCCAGCGAAAAAGGCCACUCAGCCCAAGAAGAACUCGGCUACGAGACCAACUGCGCAAAAGAAGGCAGCACCAAAGCAAGCCGCACCUAGGAAGCAAGCGGCUCCCAAAGCUGCACCCAGGCCAGCAGCAAAGCCCGUCCAAAAGGCUGCUCCCAAAAAAGUGACAGCCCCUGUCAAAGCUGGCAAGAAGCCACGGUAA
Messenger RNA from Acaulospora colombiana, 594 nucleotides. Lineage: Eukaryota; Fungi; Glomeromycota; Glomeromycetes; Diversisporales; Acaulosporaceae. The record is from the annotation of a GenBank genome assembly.